Gymnogyps californianus (California condor) is the source of this 5525-nucleotide messenger RNA. Its product is annotated as zinc finger protein 91-like. Bases 1 to 3342 code for a protein of 1113 amino acids. Gene Ontology annotation, molecular function: RNA polymerase II transcription regulatory region sequence-specific DNA binding; DNA-binding transcription factor activity, RNA polymerase II-specific. Gene Ontology annotation, cellular component: nucleus. Gene Ontology annotation, biological process: regulation of transcription by RNA polymerase II. NCBI's taxonomy places the organism in Eukaryota, Metazoa, Chordata, Aves, Accipitriformes, Cathartidae. The transcript has 3 exons. The record is from RefSeq and is a predicted model, not a curated record.
AUGUCGGUGCGGCAGGGGAGGUCGGAGCCGGCGGACGAUAGCGAGUCGGAUGUCUUUGAAAUUGUUCUCCCAAUCACUGUCUUUGUGCUGAGCGACGAUGAUUUUCUCCAAGAUGAUGCUGAGGAGCAAGCAGCGUCGGUUCCGGAGUUGAAGAAGGAAGAUGAGCAGGAGGUUAACUUAAACAAUAGCGUUUUCCUAAAAAGUAAUGUGGCGCCUUCAAAUGACAGUAACAGUUUAAGCAUUUGGGAAGAAAACAAGAGAGGUUCAAAUAAGGAUAACAGUAUGAAAUACUAUGAAGAAAAAUGGGUUGCUGAGAGUGUGUGUAACGGAUCAAAGUCAUCUUUAAGUGAUUGGUGUGAUGCGGGCAGGGAUAAAUGUAGUCAAAAUUACGUGUUGCCUACAUCGCCUUGCAAAACAGGACUUGCAGAGAUAAAUGAAACCACUGACGGAAAAGAAUGUGAUGGUGAUGAUGGCUUUCAGACAAUUCCUCCUCUCCUCUGCUCUGCUGGUAAUGAGGGUGGAGAUGAGACCAUCAAGACAAGCAGACAGUUGACAUUGGCAGCGAUAUCCAAACAUGAAGAGGAACUUGUCAGUGUUGCAAGUAUUCUUUCUGAUGGCAGUCAAGAGGAACAACCAGAAAUCCAUGAGGAGAUGGACACAAUUGUUGAAAUGGAAGAUCCUGAUUCUUCAAAGAAUGGAGACAAUGAAGCUAAUAACAGACAAAGAAAGAGAAGCAAAUUUGAAGAUGAAACUCUGAAUUCUCUUUUGGAACAUGGCUUGAAAGAACAACUAAAAUUUACCUAUAAUUGUUCUGCUCCGUUUCUUAAUGGAUAUUCUCCUACUUCAGAAGAAUUGCUAAAAGACGUAGGGAAACCGGACAUGAAUGCUUCCACUUCUGCUGAAUCAAAUACUACUGCGGAGCAUAUUUAUAAGACAUUAACGCCAUUUCCUAAAAAAAGAUAUCGGCAACAAAAAGUUGUUUCUCCUCAUGCAAGCCCAAAGGAAUUACAAAGCCAGCAGGAAGGUUUAGCAUGGCUAAGUAAUAGUGUGACCAUCAAACCUCUUUCUAAAGCAUCUUGUUCUAUAAAUAAGCAUGAAGAAUUGAAUUUGAAGUGCAGGUUUUGUAGUUCUGUGUAUAAAUGCAGUGCACAUCUAAAGAAACAUGUUUAUUCAGCUCAUAAAGAUAAGAAAAUACAUAAAUGCUGCUUUUGUAGAAGAACCUUUUUCUUGUCUGUCAACCUUAAGAAUCACCUUAAAUUUCAUAAGAAAAUGACUAGGUUGCAAAAGGCAAGAAAAAAUAGAAUAAAUGCGAGAAAAGUUAGGCAGAGAAGAUCUGAAGAAAGAAAAUCUGAGACCAAGAAAAAAGAAAGUAAAUAUGAGAAAUUUUUCAUCAAAAUUGAAAGGGAUUUUACACCUCUGGGUGUGCCAGUUAGUUUUUCCUGCAAAAUUUGUUUCUUUGCUUCAUCAAAUCCUAGGAUUUUUAUUCAUCACAUGAAGGGACAUAAAGAGAGACCACCUUACCAGUGUCCUCAAUGUGAUUACUCCUGCGUUAACUUAUCCUAUCUCUUAAAUCACAUGUACUGGCAUGCUGGGUAUAAGCUGUACCAGUGCAGGUUUUGCACCUUUUUUUCGUUAUAUUUUGCAAGCAUGGUAAGGCAUAGCUACAUACACACAGGGGCUAAACCAUAUUCCUGUGAGUUCUGCCAGUCAGCGUUCACAAGCACCACUGGGUUAAAGAGACACAGAAGAUUACAUGCAGGCAAAGAAACAUGUCAAGGGCAGCAGCUCGACCUCAUAAGUGGAAGAAAGAGAACUCGAAGACCUUUAAAGAAUUAUACGUGUGAUGAGUGUAACGUAGUGUUUUACACUAGAGGACAUCUCAGCUUUCAUAAGAAGUUUCAUGAACAGUUUAAGGCUACUGCUAAUGGUUAUACGAAUCGGAGUAAUGAAUAUCAUGAAAGCAAAAUAUGCAAAGUUGACAGUGAUUCCCAGGGCCAUGGUUCUCUGUCUCUUUCUGGUAAAGAAAAUGAUUGUCUCAGUGGGGGAAUGCUGGCUUCGGAAGUAGACUUUGAGCGGGCAGGUGAUGUGCUGGACAAUAAGAAAAUGUGCUCUGGAAAGAAAUUCCCUGAAAACAGCCAUGGAAGCAACAGCUUACCUGUUAUUGGGAAUAGAUCAGAAGUUCUUCUGAAUUCAUACAAAACGGACACUGUCAUUUGCAAAGAGGAACCUCUCUUCAACUCCAAGGCCUCUCAUUCACAAGUUCAAGAUGAUGAUGCGUAUCAUACAUUUGUGGAAAACUUAACGGAUACAUGGCCUUCCAAUUUGUCUACAUUCAAAAUGUACAAGUGCCAACACUGCAAUUACGCUACCGCUGUUCAUAGCGACUUUAAGCUGCACCUAAAAGUACAUACAGAUGAAAGGCCAUUUGUGUGUAAAGAAUGCAGUAAGACAUUUAAAACGUCAAACCAUUUGCAGAAACACAGCCUUACUCACGUAAAGAAUGGGUAUGAGUUUGGCCGUUGCCUCUACGUAGAUAGCCGUUUAGAGAAUCUUGAAUUGCAUCAUGAAAUGCACGUAGGCAUGUGUCCAGAAAGAGAUUUUGGUUCCUCGGAAGGUUCAAACAGCGUCCGUUCCUUGCUUGGUUCGGAAGUCUGUGGGGUACAGCCAGAUGGACAGAGGGGUAAAGAAAAUGAUUUGCUAGCACAAAGUCAGCCACGAUUUUAUCAAUGUGCAGAGUGUGAGUACGCUACUUAUAUUUUAAGUAACCUUGAACUACACAUAAGGACUCACACAGGUGAGAAACCUUACAGCUGCAGUGUUUGUCAGAAGAAGUUUCGUACUUCCAGUCACCUGAAAAGACACAGAGUCACGCAUUUUAAUAUGGAGCAUCUCAAGUGCAGGAACUGUGACUAUUCAACAAACAAAUGGCUGUCCUUGAAACAGCAUCUGGCUUCACACUCCUGUGAGGAAAGGUCAUCUACUGGCUGUCUCUACGAACAAACGCAGCUACCUGUCAAAACAUACACGUGUGAAGAGUGUGGCUAUUCCACAGCCCACAAUGGAAACUUGAAGCCACACUUGAGAAUUCAUACAGGGGAGAAGCCGUUCAAGUGUGGUCAGUGCGCUGUUGCUUUCCGCACCUCUAGCCACCUGAAACGCCACUUACUGACUCAUUUAAAGCUGCACUGCAGAAGGUGUAAAUUUUCUACGGUAGAUAAACGUGCUUUCCAAAAGCAUGUGAAAACACACAAAAAAAAGUACAAGUGUGGAAAGUGUAACGUGACGCUGCCUACCAAAAAACUUCUGGAAAAGCAUAAGCGGCAACAUAAGCUUGGAAUGUAAGCUUGGGAAUUGCAAGUUGGCAUUUGGUUCUGGAGAGGUUUGCGUGUCCUGAAUUUGUUCAUUGCUUUACAUUCCCCUGCUGUCUCCAGAACGAUGGCUGGUAAUGGAUGCAUCCAGUGUUUUGGUCCAGAGAGUGAAACUGGUUUGCUCCGGGUUCUUCUGAGAGCUUCAGUUCUGGCACAGGCUGUGCUAAAGAAGAUCUUGGAGGCACUUUUUCAUGCCCGAGUAACUUCUUAAUACCAUGAAGUCAGUUAUGAUUUGGCCAAUGUUCAUCAGUUUAAAGUUAUUCUGUGCCACUUAUUUUCUUGUAAAAAAUUAAUUUUAAAAAAAUCUCUUGUCUAACUGAAAGGAUGUUUAAAGGGAGGGAAGGAAGUGCACAUUAUAUUGUGUACUAAUAACUUCAUUUAAAAAUUGUCAAUGUGUUCGGAUCCUUAAUGCUACCUCCCAUCUGCUGAAAGGUGCGUUCCCUACUCCCAGGUUCUCUUGCAAUACUUGCAAGAGAAAAAAAAUAGUAUCUCACAAAAUUAUGGAAAUAAAAGAUCAUCACUGGAUCAUUGGGAUAUGAAAAUGUUUUCUGUAUGUGUGUAUAUAGAAAAGAUUUAUUAGGCAGUUAUCUUAUCUGUACUUUUGAUAAUUCUUUGAGUAGUCUGACAGAAAUGGUAAUGUUGUCCUUAAUCAGAUAUUUUAUGAUACUGAGAAUCCUUAAAUUAAUCUUCAAUUUUAUGUAAUUGUCUAAUGUUAAUUAGUAUGAAAUGCCUUAUCUUCUCUCAGGCUGGUAGUUACUGUGUUCUUUGUUUCUUAAAAUAGACAAUGUACUUUUCAAAGAACUUCUGUUAAUUUAACCACUUGCUGAUAUAUUGCAAAUACUACUUAGUUACGUUGAAAACCUUAGCAGUAUCUUGAACUGUAAAAUUUAUUUUGUUGAAGAGCUUUAUUGUGCAUCUAAAAUACCGUGUAUAAGGAUCACUUGUGCCAAACAGCCGUUGUUACCUGGUAUGGUGAAGACAGAUGGAUGCUUCUAUUAUAUUAUUCAAAUCUAGACAAAUCUUUGCUUGUUUUACAGAGUUAUAAGGUGCUAGAAAUGCUGUGUGGACAUCACUGACUGUAAUAUGUUCAGCGGUGUUGGUAACAGUGGUGUUACCCUCUUGUGUGAGGAAAGACAACAGCAAAGGGCUGGUGCUAACUCAUGUUACAGUUCAGUCCAUGAAACAGCAGAGUAAACCUAUAGCUUGAUUUAGAGAAUGUAAACAUGAAACUACCACUGCUUUUUUACUGCUUUCAAAAUGUAACCUUUUCUUUAUAAAUAUAGAUAAUAUCUUGCAGAGGCUUUCUGGUAACGUAGGAGACAGGUUGGAAACGGUUGCCGAGAGAGUUGGUGGAGCCUCCCUCUUUGGAGAUAGUCAAAAGCCAUCUGGGCAUGGUCCUGGGCAGCGAGCUCUGGGUGGCCCUGCUUGAGCAGGGGUUUGGACCGGCUGACCUCCAGAAGUCCCGCAGCCAUUCUGUGCUUCGGAAUGCCAUUUUCCAAGAGCGGAUUGAAACUCGUUAAUAGAUGCAUGUAUUUAAGGCUAGAUCAGCAAAGGUAUUCAAGUGAUGUAGUUCUUUGUAGUUGCAGUAAAAUCAGACAAGUAAGUAUCUGUGACUCUGAACCCUGGUGGUUACAGAUGUUUUUACUACAAGCUGGGAAGUCACCAUUUGGGAAUGAGUGGUUUCAGAUCUUAGAAUGAUUGAGCUAACCACCUGCUACAGUUGUGAGAAAGAAGAACGUUAUCCUGAUACGAAUAAAGAAGAGCAUUUCUGGGAAAUAUUAACACUUACAGAAGCAUGGAGAACUUGUUACCUGCAUUACUGUACAAUUCUGGUCAUUUCUUUGGAGAAAAAUUUAAAAGAACAGGUACAAAGAGGAAACAAAAAUGGUGAAGAGAAUUGUAAGCCUAUAUGUCAGAUGAGGCUAGGAAAGCUGAAUCUGUUAGACAAUAAUUGUUUAAAAGUAUGGUGUACAAUGAUGAAGGGAGCCCAGUUUAAGGGGGAUAAAUUCAUUGAAGGGAAUUUUAAAAAGAGUUUGUAAACAACAUAAGUUUCUUUUAGUUGUAAGUAAGAACAACAGAAGACAUUUUCAGAUGGAGCUUGAUGAGUUUGUAAAAAUUAUUCCAAGUGGUUGCCUCUAAUAAAAAUAAAGGAAGUGU